AUGUCAAAACAGUUGCAGCUAUUGACGUUGGAGAAUGGCUCUUUGAAAAUUGUGUGUCUUGCAGAGGCCACACCCUUCGAAUCCACAAAGAACGCCAUUGAUUUUUUGAAAAAAGAAUUUAAUUGGACUCAAAAUCAAUCAACAAAAACGAGUCAUGAUGAAGAUCCAUCCUUGACCCAUGGCUACAACAUGGUCUUGAUCGGAUCCAGAGCCAUGAUCUCCCACUACACCAUUUUGGGUGGCUCCAAUUUAAUGGAUGAACGUGAUGAAGACGAUAUUUCACCAGAAAAGUAUAUUGAACAAUGGUUAUCGGAACGGGAAAGAAAUCUUACAAACACGAGGGCCCUCGACUGGGAUUUAAUUGCUUUGGAUGCUUUGAGCUUGAUUGAUUGGAUUCAGAGAAAUGAAACAUCAAUUCACAGAAUCACAUUAAAUCAUUACACCAAAUACUGUGGUGUGAAAAAGUCUUUAAAAGACGAGGUUGCAUUAGAAAGAGCAAUGUUUAUUUCUGACCAAGAUUGGAAGGAAUUGUCUUUGAAAUUGGAAAUGAAUGAUAGGUCAAUGGUGGAAAUUGAGUUGAGCAGUGACACAUCCUUCUUGAAUGAGUUUUUACAAAAACAAACACCUUCCAAUAGUUCCAUACCAACAUCAUUGCCACAAUUUUUUGGUCAGAAUGAAGUCAUGGUUGCGCCUUUGAUUUUAUUACAGGCAAUUAAGGAAAGUCAUAUUAUAUUUCCAGUAGGAGAUGUGCUAAAACAUUUGAAAGAUUUGCAUAUAAUCAAAUAUUUAGCAAACUAUUGUAAUUUAAGUACUUUUGAAAGAGGAGAUUUCUUUGAAUAUCUAAACACAAAGGAUCCUCUCAUGAAAUUUUUCUACAAUCGAUUCGUAAAGACAAUAUGGGCUAGUUUACUACAAGAGAAAAUUAGUGCGUAUGGUAUUGUAGACUUGUUUAGUGAAGAAAACCCUCUUCAUGAAUCGGAUUUUGAAACAGCAAUUCUAGAUAUCGAUGACUAUGUGAAGUUUCCUAAUGAUAACCAUCUCACUACUGCCAAGACAGAGGCUUUAGAUAUUUACUACAUGUUAGAAAACAAGGCUGAAAUUUCUGAGUAUUAUCGCUCCACUGGAGAUAUUUCCAGCAGUGAUACAUCUGUUGCCUAUUGGCUCUGUGAUGAAGUCAUUCUCUUAGCCUUAGAAGAGUUUAUUGUUCCAAGAGUGAUGAAUUUCAACAUGCUAUCUGAAAUGAUUCUAAAAAGUAUUCAAAUUCUAUGGUGCAGGUAUGUCAAGACCAAUGUAGCAUGGAGCAUUGCUGAUCAUAUGGCAUUCAUUUAUUCAGACACAAUGGAAAAGUUGAGAACGUCUGAAGAAAUGAUCAUGGAAGAGCUCAAUAAUAGAAUUACUGUUUCUAACGACAUGUAUCUCACCAAGUCGGAUUAUUGUCAAGUUCAUGAAAUACUACCCUCUGCAUCCGAAUAUCACAAUGAGGGACUUGCGCUAUUUUCCUCACGUCUCUUUCUCAAUUCGGAUAUUCUUUUUCACAUUUUUGAAUAUAUUCCUCAAUAUUCGUCUUUGAAGAAUUUACAAUUAUUGAAUAAGGAAUGUUAUCAAUUUAUGAAUGGCUCCAUAUUUUGGAAGAGAAUUUAUUUUCGACACUGGCCGCUUCCUGCACAUUAUGUGAAUUCAUUGUCAGAAUUAAUGACUGAUGAAAAUGAACAUGUCAUUACGCCAACAUCACCCAACCAACUAUGGAAACGAUUAUUUGCUUUGAGAAGUGCAGCUCUUGAACACCAAGUCGAGAAAAUUAACACAAAAUUCUUCCUUAAAAAGAAACACUUUAAUCAAUUAAGUUCAAUCCUCAAAAAACGUUUCAAAGUGAAAAUGAAUGAUCCAUUGACAAGAUUUGCACAAGAUUUGUGUUAUCAUACAGUAGUAAUAAGUCAUUUGGUUGAAUCAAAAUUGGAUCGUUAUGGUGAGGAAUAUCUGACGAUGUUCUCUCCUUAUUAA
This is a messenger RNA of Naegleria lovaniensis, 2001 nucleotides long. RefSeq lists its product as uncharacterized. Lineage: Eukaryota; Heterolobosea; Eutetramitea; Acrasida; Naegleriidae. The record is from RefSeq and is a predicted model, not a curated record. Gene Ontology annotation, molecular function: protein binding. The transcript has a single exon. Bases 1 to 2001 code for a protein of 666 amino acids.